AUAUAUUACCACAGUUUACCUCUAACCCAAGAAAAAAAGUUAAAGCAAAUAGAAAUGGCUAGUACUGCUCUUCAGUAUAAGGAGUUCCGGCCAAAGACUGAAUGGAAAGAAGAUCAGGCUGCUGGUUAUCUGCUCGUACAUGUUCCUGAUUUUCAGAGGGAUCAUAUAAAGGUUUUGAGGAGAAAGAAACUUAUGAAUGUCAAUGAAUCGAUGAAUUUUAUUCAAGCUUUUGGAGAGCGACCCACCAAAUGGAACAGAUUCAAACUAACAGUUGCUAAAGUUCUUGGAAAGCCACCUACCUAACGGACCAGAUUCAAAGUAACAGUUUCUGUUCCAAAAGCUUGCGACUUAGAUGGAACCUCUUUCUUUCUCAGAGGUGGAAUUCUAUACCUUAGAUUUCCAAAACUAUUGAGUGGGACGAAAAUGGUACUGCCAAAAAUUAUUGAUUGGGAUUUCCCGCCUCAGUUGGAGUGGACAGUAGACCAAGCUGGUGGUUCUUUGCUUAUACACGUUGCUGAUUUCCAGAAAGAUCGUAUCAAGGUCAAGGUUGAUAAUGAGUCUAUGAAUGUUUUAGUUUUUGGAGAGCAACCAACCAAACAGAUUAGAUUCAAACUAACAGCUUAUAUUCCAAAAACUUGCAACUCCAAUGGAGUUUCUGCCAUUCUCUGUGGUGGAAUUCUUUACAUUAGAUUUCUGAACCUCGUAGAUGAGAAGACAAUGGUAAUGCCCGAAAUGGUUGAUGUUGAGUUCCGUCCUCAGUGUAAGUGGAGAGUAGACCAAGCUGACAGUAAUGUGCUUAUACAUGUUCCUGGAAGUAUGUAUCAUAUGGGGAUUUACAUGGCAAAGGAGAAGGGAGCCAUAAUAGCAAGUGAGGUGUCAUCGGGUGCAGAAAAGAAGCCAUGAAAGAUGAAUCCAUAAACUAUCUAUCUAUCUGUAUCAAUAAUAAGUAUGGUUUGGAAUUUUAGGAUAUAUCUACCUAUACCAUAAGUGUAUUUAUAUGCCUCUAUAUAUAUAUAUAUAUUUGACAA
Jatropha curcas is the source of this 1028-nucleotide messenger RNA. RefSeq lists its product as uncharacterized. Lineage: Eukaryota; Viridiplantae; Streptophyta; Magnoliopsida; Malpighiales; Euphorbiaceae. The record is from RefSeq and is a predicted model, not a curated record.